Molecule: messenger RNA, 1197 nt
Organism: Cucumis sativus (cucumber)
Lineage: Eukaryota; Viridiplantae; Streptophyta; Magnoliopsida; Cucurbitales; Cucurbitaceae
Product: probable aldo-keto reductase 2
Exons: 4
Coding region: 27-1052 (341 amino acids)
Cellular component (GO): cytoplasm
Source: RefSeq, a predicted model, not a curated record
UCAUAUUCCCAACUCAUAAAAUCAAUAUGGCCAUUCCAACCAUCAAACUUGGGUCUCAAGGCCUUGAAGUAUCAGCUCAGGGGCUUGGGUGCAUGGGCAUGUCCUCCUACUAUGGCCCUGCUUGCCCACAAGAAGACAUGAUCUCCCUCAUCCAUCGCGCUGUUGCUGCCGGGGUUACAUUCUUGGAUACCUCAGACAUUUACGGGCCGUUCACCAACGAGGUUCUUCUUGGACAAGCUCUCAAGGGAGAUGGGGUUAGAAAGAAAGUUCAGUUGGCUACUAAAUUUGGACUCCAUCUUGUCGACGGCGAUUUCGAGGUUCAUGGCGAUCCAACCUACGUGAGGGCUGCAUGUGAGGCUAGCUUGGAGCGGCUCGGGGUUGAUUGUAUUGAUCUCUAUUAUCAACAUCGGAUCGACACGAAAGUUCCUAUUGAAGUCACGAUUGGAGAGCUAAAGAAGCUAGUUGAAGAAGGGAAAAUAAAAUACAUAGGUUUAUCAGAAGCUUCAGCCUCUACCAUUAGAAGAGCUCAUGCAGUUCAUCCCAUUUCAGCUGUUCAAAUCGAGUGGUCUUUGUGGGCUCGAGAUGUUGAACAAGAUAUUAUUCCUACUUGCAGGGAAUUGGGCAUUGGAAUUGUGGCAUACAGUCCUCUGGGAAGGGGUUUUCUAUCCUCAGGGGCCACCUUCAUUCAAAACUUAACAGAAGAUGACUACAGAAAGAAACUCCCUCGAUUUCAACCUGAAAACUUGGAGCACAACAAGAGUAUAUUCGAGAAGGUUAGUGAAUUAGCGGCUAGAAAAGGGUGCACCACAUCUCAACUAGCAUUAGCAUGGGUUCACAACCAAGGGAGUGAUGUGGUUCCAAUACCUGGAACCACUAAGCUUCAAAAUCUGCAAUCAAACAUUGAAGCUUUGUCGGUGAAACUUACACCACAAGAAAUGGCUGAACUUGAAGCUUAUGCAUUAUCCGAUGGAGUUAAAGGAGGAAGAUAUGGUGAUGACAUUUCCACUUGGAGCCAAUCUGAAACUCCACCACUUUCUUCAUGGAAAUUUUGACCUACUUCUCCAAAUAUACAAAGCUUUCUUUACUGAGAUUAUAGUAUGUUAUGUUUAAUUACUAAUACAGUAUAAGAAGGGAUUGUGUACUUGAAUAAUUUUUCAUAUGAUAUGUUGUUAUAUAUAGAGAGAGAGGUUGUUAGUG